CGACUGACAACAAGGCCGGUAGCUCUACGUCGAAGCCCCUCGAGUGGCCUGGCCUAAUAUUGGGUGAGACCCUGGCCCUAGGCUGGGGUUCUUUCUAUACAGGGGAGACGGAUUCAGAAGGGCUACAGACCAAGAUUGUUGAAAACCAGACAUAUGAUGAGCGUCUAGAGAUUAACGACUCUGAAGAGGUUGCAAGUGUUCAUACUCCAACCCCAAGACACAAAGGACUUCUUCAUUCCACCCAUCUUCCUAACAAGACUAUGGCUGACAACAGCAGUGAUGAGUAUGAAGAGGAAAACAACAAGGAGAAGAAAAAGACCUCACAGCUGACACCUCAACGAGGCUUCAGUGAAAAUGAUGAUGAUGAUGACGACUCAUCUGAGACAGAAUCUGAUGAAGAUGAUGAUGAUGAAGAGCAUGGGGCCCCUCUGGAAGGGGCCUAUGAUCCUGCAGAUUAUGAACAUUUGUCAGUUUCAGCUGAGAUUAAGGAACUCUUCCAGUAUAUCAGCAGGUACACACCUCAGUUGAUUGACCUGGACCACAAGCUUAAACCUUUCAUUCCUGAUUUUAUCCCUGCUGUUGGGGAUAUUGACGCAUUCUUAAAGGUCCCACGUCCUGAUGGAAAGCCUGACAACCUUGGCCUGUUGGUAUUGGAUGAGCCUUCUACAAAGCAGUCAGACCCUACGGUGCUCUCACUCUGGUUAACGGAGAAUUCUAAGCAGCACAACAUUACACAACAUAUGAAAGUAAAGAGCCUAGAAGAUGCAGAGAAGAAUCCCAAAGCCAUUGACACAUGGAUUGAGAGCAUCUCAGAGUUACACCGUUCAAAGCCCCCUGCAACCGUGCACUAUACCAGGCCUAUGCCUGAUAUUGACACGCUGAUGCAGGAAUGGUCUCCAGAGUUUGAAGAGCUCUUGGGCAAGGUGAGCUUGCCCACAGCCGAGAUUGACUGCAGCCUGGCCGAGUACAUUGACAUGAUCUGUGCCAUCCUAGACAUCCCCAUCUACAAGAGUCGGAUUCAGUCCCUGCACCUGCUCUUCUCCCUCUACUCGGAAUUCAAGAACUCCCAGCAUUUUAAAGCUCUAGCUGAAGGCAAGAAAGGAUUCACCCCUCCAUCCAACCCCUCUUCCCAAGCUGGAGAUGCAGAGACAUUAACCCUCAACUGAGACAACCCCCAGGUCUCCCCGUUCUGAAUCUGAGCUGGCUCCUGUCCCCCAACUGAGGAGAGACAGCCACCAGCUACACGGCGGCCACACGGCGGCCAUGCCGCACCACAGCCUGUUGCGGGGACGCCGAUGUCCUGCUGCCCUCUGCCUCUCUGUGUGCCUUCCGUGAAUGGCUUCUGCUCAUCUCGGGUUUUCUUGCCACGGGAAUUAUGUAUCUAUGCUGCUGUGGGGACUUGAGUUAUAAAAUAGAAGGAUUGGAUGUGUGGGGUUCCAGGGUGCUCAGGCUGGGAGGAAGGCUUAAAAGAUGUUCUCUUUGAGAUAGCGAUGCAAUUCUUUUCUUUCAUUCCUAAAAUUAGUUGGCAAAGAUUUUCCAAAUAAAAUGCUCUAUCUUUCCGUU
This is a messenger RNA of Canis lupus familiaris (dog), 1563 nucleotides long. It is a transcript of the gene IFT46, whose product is annotated as intraflagellar transport 46. The transcript has 12 exons. Gene Ontology annotation, biological process: cilium assembly; intraciliary transport. Gene Ontology annotation, cellular component: centrosome; intraciliary transport particle B; motile cilium. The record is from RefSeq and is a predicted model, not a curated record. The coding region runs from base 261 to 1166 and encodes 301 amino acids. Lineage: Eukaryota; Metazoa; Chordata; Mammalia; Carnivora; Canidae.